AUGGUUCACCUCACUCGACAACUACGUGAACGUAUCAUUGUCUGGCGCCAUGAGCAAAACAAGACACUCCGAGUGAUUUCUGAGCUUGCGGGAUGCAGUAUAAGCACAGUCUUCGAAGUUCUCCGACUCUACACGGAAUACGGCACAGUCAUCAACCCGAAUGCUAGACCUCGAGGCCGGCCGCGCACUCUCGACAUGCAGGAUAUGAACUUCGUGCGAUCAGUUAUUGAGGGAGAGCCUGCUAUCUACCUUGAUGAGCUACGAGAUCGAGUCUACGAGGACCGCGGUGUCAACAUGUCUUUGGCAUCAUUGUCUCGUGUAGUCCAUCGACUCUCACUCUCUCGAAAGAGAAUAUCCAAGGCGGCUCUGGAGAGGAAUGAGCUACUGCGUGCUACAUGGCAAGCUCAGUGGGGGGACUUGCCUAUGGAGUAUUUGGUUUGGAUAGAUGAGUCGAGCAUAGAUGAUCGAACAAAUCAGCGGUCCCGUGGCUGGGCGGAUAUUGGGCGAGCGUGCGUACGCCGU
Molecule: messenger RNA, 522 nt
Organism: Gloeophyllum trabeum ATCC 11539
Lineage: Eukaryota; Fungi; Basidiomycota; Agaricomycetes; Gloeophyllales; Gloeophyllaceae
Exons: 1
Source: RefSeq, a predicted model, not a curated record